AUGCAACAUGCUGAAAAAGAUAUAUUGAACUUUUUGGUAGCUACUGACGAACUAUUAAUUGACGGAGUUUUGGAAGAAGGUCAAUGGCAUCUUAUUGAGAAAAGAUAUAAAUGGAUAUUAUGCAAUUUGGAUUUGGAAUUGGCCAAUUUAAAAAAUAUAUUGUAUAGCUAUAUUCCAUUAAUUAGAUUUACUGAAUUUACUGUUAAUCAGCUUUAUACUUUUGUUUGGCCUUUUAGAGAUAUAAUUGAUAUAAAGUUAAGAAAUGAAAUCGCAGAUUUCCAAAAUAAUUUAAAACUACAACUUAACAUAAUUUUAGAACCAAGGCAACCAAAAUUACACUUCUUUGAAUCCAGCAUUAUUACGCCAUUACAGGCAAUUAAAAUUAUUCACAGAAUUCCAAAAAUUAAACAAUUAACAUUAUCUAAAAUUCAUUGUGAACUUAAUUUACUUUUGCGAGGCACUCGUGAUGGAUUUACAUCUAAAGUAUUUCAUAAACUUUGUGACAAUAAAGGGGCAACGAUUGUAAUUAUGAAGGUCAGAACUUCUGGUGAAAUAAUUGGUGGAUACAAUCCUAUAUGCUGGGGAUAUCAAGAUGGUCCAGAAAGUUUGAUUUAUAUUGAUUCUUGUAGAAAAUAUCUCUACACAAAUAAAAGCUUUAUAUUUUCUUUUAACCCCCGCAAAAAUUCUCAGAAUAUCAAGUUUAGUUCAGCUAAAGGAAAUAAUAAUCCAGCAAUCAAAGAUGACCUACAAUUAGGCCCCUGCUUUGGUAAACAAGAUAUUCAUAUGACUGACGAUUUUAACAAAAAUGGAAAAUGCACCUCACAAUCUUCAAGUUUCGAUGAUAUUAUAUCGGCAAAAAAUUUUUCUAUUAUUGAAUAUGAAGUUUUUCAAGUUGUUUAUAAAAGAAGUGAUGAAAAUAGAUGGAUUUCAUUUAUGAAUCCUAAAUAUUUUAAAAAUGAUAAGUAUAUUGGACCGGUUUAUUAA
Molecule: messenger RNA, 984 nt
Organism: Racocetra fulgida
Lineage: Eukaryota; Fungi; Glomeromycota; Glomeromycetes; Diversisporales; Gigasporaceae
Source: the annotation of a GenBank genome assembly